This is a messenger RNA of Dentiscutata erythropus, 123 nucleotides long. The record is from the annotation of a GenBank genome assembly. NCBI's taxonomy places the organism in Eukaryota, Fungi, Glomeromycota, Glomeromycetes, Diversisporales, Gigasporaceae.
GAAAUGCAAGCUUUAGUUGCAUUAAUCGGAGGUGGUUUUGCUAUUAAUACAGCAUUUAUUGCAUUAAUACCGAUAUUGAAAAAUCGAAAGAAUCAACAAUUCAAAUAUUGGGGAGUUUUGUAA